AUCUACACUUUCGCGUCGUCAGUAAAACGUUUUCCUUGCAAGUUUAACAAUAGAAUUAAACAAGAGGAUGUAUACUUAAACAGCCAAUCAGACAUUUAUGUUGCAUAUGGUUAUCGAUAAUUGUUUGAAAUAGUGCACAAUAUUUUUUAAGUCGAACGAAGGAUCGGAUCGAUAGCUUCUAAUUGCUUUCAAUAUUAUAUACAUAACAUAUAUGCGUGCGUCGGUAAUUGUGAAUUAAGUACAGUUCUAAUAAAACUUUUAUUAAUAUCGUAGCAAGACCACACUCUUAAUCAUGGAAAAACAGUGUGGCAAAAGCAUUUUUUCCGGAACUUUUACCCAACUUCUAGCUUCAGUUAGUGGUUCUUUGUUUGCGAUAUCAGAUGGUAUGACUUAUGGGUGGACUGCUCCUAUGCUACCAUAUCUAGUCAGUGAGGAAAGUCAUAUCAAAACAACGAAAGAGGAAGUAGAAUGGCUGGAAACUAUCCUUAUGGUCGGAUCUUUUUGUGGACUGCCAACAACUAUAUACUUGGUGGAUAAAAUAGGAAGAAGAAAAUCAUUACUCCUUGCUGCUUUGGCUUCUUUGGUCGGUUGGAUAAUAAUAGGAAUAGCAAAUAAUAUGAUAUAUUUAUAUGUCGUCAGAUUCAUGUUCGGUAUGAUUGGAAACAUGUCUUUCGUCAGCAUGCCGAUGUAUAUUGCUGAAAUAGCAGAAAGUAAAAUUAGAGGUUUCCUUGCUUCGAUAGUUUACCUGCAGAUGUUAGUAGGAUUUGUCAUAGUAUAUAGUGUUGGACCUUAUUUGCCAUUCUUCACAACUCCAGUAGUAGGAGCGGUGGUACUUAUUUUUGAACUAUUGAUAUUUUGGUGGAUGCCGGAGAGUCCUUAUUAUUUGUUAUUUAAAAACAAACCUGAUGAAGCAAGAACAUCUUUACAAUAUUUCCGACCGGGAAAAGAUGUUGAAAUAGAAUUGAAAGAAAUUACGAGAGCGAUAGAAAGACAAAAAUCAGAAAAAGGAAGAAUUCAGGAUAUCAUUUUAGUAAAAAGUAACAGAAAAGCUAUUUUAAUAAUGACUGUUUUGAACGGAGGGCAGCACAUUGUUGCUAUCAGUGUAAUAUUGAUGAAUCUACAUGUAAUACUCAAUUCAGCUGGAUCUAUAUACAUGGAUUCGGCGCAUGCUGGUAUUGUAUUUUCCGUUAUAAUGCUUAUAUCUGCUAAAGUGGCAUCUUUCCAAGUUGACAAAUAUGGAAGAAAAGCUCUGUUGUUGGUUUCAACAGUACUAACAGGUUUUUGUCUGCUUUCUAUUGCUAUCUACUUCAAUUUAAAGUUGACAUAUUAUGAUGUUAGGAGCGUAAGUUGGAUUCCUAUUGUUUCAGUAAUGAUCUAUGCUUGUACUUUUAAGCUGGGAUUAGGAAUAGUGCCCAUUGUGAUAACUGCGGAAAUUUUUCCUGCCAAAAUGAAGGCUAUGGGAAUGACUAUUGCUGACGCUAUGUACGUCAUAGGAGCUAUAAUUAGCGUUCAAUUAUACAUUUGGUUGGAAUCGGCAUAUGGGAUGCACGUACCAUUUUACGUUUUUAGUAUAGGAAGUUUUUCAAUAGCUAUAUUUAUCGUAUAUUAUGUGCCCGAAACUAAAGGUAAAACUUUAGAGGAAAUACAACUUCUUCUAAAAGGAGAAAAAUAUGUUCCUUCUCAUAAAAGUGAUCCUUUACUUACGGCCGAUAUAUAAGCGUUUAGUGAAAAUUGUAAGUUUAUUUAUAUAUAAUUCCAUAAAAGUUCGUUUAUUAUUUGUAAAACACAUUAUUUAUUAAAAUAAUAUUGAAACUCA
This is a messenger RNA of Diorhabda sublineata, 1816 nucleotides long. Its product is annotated as facilitated trehalose transporter Tret1-like. Bases 293 to 1717 code for a protein of 474 amino acids. NCBI's taxonomy places the organism in Eukaryota, Metazoa, Arthropoda, Insecta, Coleoptera, Chrysomelidae. Gene Ontology annotation, cellular component: membrane. The record is from RefSeq and is a predicted model, not a curated record. The transcript is spliced from 2 exons. Gene Ontology annotation, biological process: transmembrane transport. Gene Ontology annotation, molecular function: transmembrane transporter activity.